AAGAUAAUUCAAUUAGCAAGCAUGGGAUUCCAAAAUGGAGAAAAUGUUGCUUCCGAUUUGCUGAAAGCACAAAGUCACAUUUGGAAUCACAUUUUCAACUUCAUCAAUUCCAUGUCACUUAAAUGUGUUGUUGAUUUAGGCAUACCAGAUAUCAUACACAACUAUGGCAAACCCAUGUCACUCUCAAAACUCAUUUCUUCACUACCAAUCCACCCUUCCAAACAAUCUGAUAUCCCUCGCUUGAUGCGAAUCACUACUCAUUCUGGCUUUUUCUCUCAACAUAAUGUUACAGAGAAUGAGUUAGAAAUUGAGUAUGUGCUAACGGAUGCAUCUAGAUUAUUACUUAAGGACAAUCCAAUGAGUGUGGCACCAUUUCUCCAAGGGAUACUCGACCCAACUAUGACAAGUCCAUUUCAUCAAAUGUCCACUUGGUAUAAAAAUGAUGAUCCUACACCUUUUAAGACAACACAUGGAAUAACAGUAUGGGAGUAUGCAGCAACUGAGCCGAGAUAUAACAAAAUGAUGAAUGAUGCAAUGGCAAGUGAUGCUCGAUUGGUGAAUACUGUGGUGAUUGAGGAGUGCAAGGAAAUGUUCAAUGGAUUGGAGUCAUUGGUUGACGUUGGAGGAGGCACAGGAACCAUGGGAAAGGCUCUUGCCAAAUCAUUCCCACAACUGGAGUGCAUUGUGUUUGAUCGCCCACAUGUUGUUGAUGGCUUGCAAGGAAGUGAUAACCUAAAGUAUGUUGGCGGAGACAUGUUUGACAAAAUUCCUCCAACUGAUGCCAUUUUAUUGAAGUGGAUAUUGCAUGACUGGAAUGAUGAGGAAUGUGUAAAGAUAUUAAAGAAAUGUAAGGAUGCAAUAGCGAAAAAAGGAAAAGAAGGGAAGGUGAUUAUCAUUGACACGGUGGUGGAGAAUGAUAAUGAAAAUCAUGAAGCAUUUGAAACUCAACUCUUCUUGGAUAUGCUGAUGAUGGUAAUAGUGAAUGGAAAAGAGAGAACCAAGAAAGAAUGGAUUGACUUGAUUUUCUCUGCCGGUUUCACUGACUACAAGAUAACUCCAAUUUUGGGCUUAAGGUCUGUCAUUGAGAUCUAUCCAUGAAUAAGUCUUGCAAACUUCAGCUGAGAAGUGAAAGAAAAUGUGUCGGCACUAUAAUCAUUUAUAUAUAUGUUGUUAUAAUUUAUAAGUCUCAUAUCGUCUAUAUAGCAGUAAUAAACUAGUCUUGAUAUUGAGAAGAAUGCACUCAAAUGAAACUUAUCUACGCCUUUAAUUUAAUAACCAUUGUAAUAAAGUCCUACGGACUCUUCAUUAUGUAACUUUGUGCCAAAAUUUGUAUGGAAAAA
Molecule: messenger RNA, 1340 nt
Organism: Vicia villosa (hairy vetch)
Lineage: Eukaryota; Viridiplantae; Streptophyta; Magnoliopsida; Fabales; Fabaceae
Product: probable O-methyltransferase 3
Exons: 2
Coding region: 22-1098 (358 amino acids)
Biological process (GO): methylation
Molecular function (GO): protein dimerization activity; S-adenosylmethionine-dependent methyltransferase activity; O-methyltransferase activity
Source: RefSeq, a predicted model, not a curated record